GAGAAAAUUUUAUUUUUCCAAUUUUCGUUUUCAUGUAAAUAUAAAUUGAAACAUUUUCUUUUCAACAUUUGUGAUUAACUUUGUGUUCAUGUUAAUUGUUUUUCCUUUUAGUUAAACAAUUAGUCUGAUUUUUUUUCUUCUUUUCCUCCUAUGUGAACAAUUUAUUCCUCUACAAGAGGAUCUUAAAGAAAACCAAACCAAAGGGUCAACAAGAAACGGAGAAAAUCAUAUUGUUUUCUAUUCUUCUCUGUAUUUAAUUCACGAUUUUGCUUUUAAAUUGUUACAAUUUCUCUUCUAAUUAGACUCUAUUGCUCGUAUACAAUCAACAAAUCAUCAGUGUUUCUUUCCUGAAAACCAUUGUGAUCAUCUAAUUGCUGGUACUUUCAUUUUUUUUCCAUUAAUUUUUCUCAAAUUGUACAAUUUAUUUGUUAACCAUCAGCAAAAUCAUUCUAGUCAAACCUACAAAUCAUCUCGCAACAAUACAAAGUGUUCAAAAUUCAAUCACCUUAUAAAACAACAGUGUAAUUUAUUCAUCUCAUCAUCAACUAAAUUAGAAUCUUGAUUCUUUUUUACCACCAAUUUCUAUCAAUAGAAUUGAACAAACUCUAAACAAUCAAAAAUGACAGCUGAUAACAAAGGAGCUCGUAUGAGAUUACUUUUCAUGUUAGUCUUGACAACCUCAUUCUUUUUUGUGGAAAUAAUUGUUGGUUAUGUUACUAAUUCAAUGGCCCUGGUUGCUGAUUCAUUUCACAUGUUAUCCGAUGUAAUUGCUUUGAUAAUUGCCUACCUUUCGGUUCUUAUGUCACCCAAGAAAUGGGCUAAAAACACUUUCGGCUGGGCGAGAGCUGAAGUUCUUGGUGCUUUGGUAAACGCGGUUUUCCUGGUUGCCCUUUGUUUCUCAAUUCUGGUUGAAUCAAUCAAACGAUUCUACAAUCCUGAAGAGCUUCAUGCACCCUGGUUAAUUCUUGGAGUUGGAUUUGCUGGUUUAGUGGUUAAUGUAAUUGGUUUAUUCAUGUUUGCUGGUGCCGGUGGUGGACAUGGACAUUCACACGGCGGUGGCGGUGGAGGACACGGUCACUCUCAUGGUGGAGGAGGUCAUAGUCAUGAAGAGAGUAAAGAAAAAUCAAAACAACUUCCACAAUCAAGUGAACAGAUGAACAUGCGAGGUGUUUUCUUGCAUAUUCUUGCCGAUGCUCUUGGCUCGGUAAUUGUUUGUAUUUCUGCCUUAAUCAUGAUGUUCACCAAUUGGUCAAUCAAAGAUUAUGUUGACCCAACCCUUUCAGUAAUCAUGGUUUGCCUAAUUAGUUACUCUACUUGGCCAUUACUAAUUGAAUCCGCAAUGAUUUUACUACAAACUGUACCAACUCACAUUGAGAUUGAUGAGCUGCGACAAAAAUUAACCCGAGAGAUUAACGGUGUAAUUGCUGUUCACGAAUUUCAUGUUUGGCAACUUGCUGGUGACCGUAUCAUUGCCUCAGCUCAUAUUCGAUGUCACAAUUUAACUGAUUACAUGCAAAUCGCAGAGAAAGUGAAAGAAUUUUUCCACAACGAAGGUAUUCACUCUACAACCAUACAACCUGAAUUCGUGGAUAUUGGCUAUCAGGUCAAAUCUCAAGAUAAUUCAGACUGUGCCUUAGAUUGUCCCGAGAAAACAACGUGUGCCUCAAAAACUUGCUGUGAUUCGAGACGAAGCUCACCCGACCUGAGUCGAACCAACAACGGCUGUCGACUGUCCGAAGAUCGAUCUGAUUAUGGUGGCGAUGGAAAUCACAAUCAUCAAUCAACGGGCGCUUUAAUUAACAGUAAAGUUGCCAACAGUGAGCUUGGAACCUUUCGUAAUAUUUCAUUAGAAACUCUUGGACAUCGAUCGCAAAAAGGAAACCUCGAUGUUGAUCUAGGCCUUCAGAAGGACGUUUCACCCGGAAGUCAUUUCAAUUCAUCUCGUAAUCAUCAUCAUCAUCCACCAGGACCAGGAAUGAAUAACGUUUAAUUCAGUUUCAAUGAUUAAAUACUAAUAUUGUCUCAUGAAAGGAAAAACACAAUAAUCAUCAUUACCAUCAUUCUCAUUAUAAUCCAUCUCAUUGUCUUUAUAAACUUUUCCAAUUUCAUCAUUUGUUAAUUAAUUGAUUAUUUAAAAUCUGUUAACCUAAAUUUUCACACUUUUUGACGAUUUAUCAUCAUCAUCAUCCUCAUCAUUGUCACCAAAACAUCACAAUCAUUAUCCACCGAAAAUAAUCAAAAGUCUUCCCUCCAUUUUUCCCUCAUCAUUAUUAUCAUAUUGUUAAUCAUUUACAAAUCAUGAUUCCACAAAUUGUUAUACUUACACAAACAAUCAACAUAAUCACACGAAAACCGCAAAAGUGAUUAACAAUCAACAACUAAAAACAAUCAAUCAAGAGGACAAAUUUACCUAAGAGAUAAGCAACAUUUAAUUGUUAUUGUUAAUUAUCAUUUAAAUUACUGUGUAAUAUUUAAAUUCUUAUUAAUUAAACAAGUUUGAAAGUAAUUAAAGUAAAAAAUUUUUAAUAUUAA
Messenger RNA from Panonychus citri (citrus red mite), 2532 nucleotides. Its product is annotated as proton-coupled zinc antiporter SLC30A1-like. Gene Ontology annotation, biological process: detoxification of zinc ion; zinc ion transmembrane transport; intracellular zinc ion homeostasis. Lineage: Eukaryota; Metazoa; Arthropoda; Arachnida; Trombidiformes; Tetranychidae. The record is from RefSeq and is a predicted model, not a curated record. The transcript is spliced from 6 exons. Gene Ontology annotation, cellular component: membrane. The coding region runs from base 620 to 1990 and encodes 456 amino acids. Gene Ontology annotation, molecular function: zinc ion transmembrane transporter activity.